CAAUAUAAUACUUUCGUGACAUUUGCACUUAAUUUCAUUGCAAUGAAACUAAUACUUUUGUUCGAUAAUCAUAGAAUAUUAAUUCACAAAAAUGGCGAUAGCUUUGCAUUUCAAACGUUAUAGUCAACGUCACCUCAAUAUAUUACUCAAAACUUAAAAUGUUAAAACUUGAGCUUACGUCACCUCUCUGCAUGAGAACGUAUCGACUCACCUCAUAUGGCACAAGACAUGUACCAGCCAUCUAAGGGCAAAGGCUGCAAUCGAUUUUAUAGUUGAAACUCACUGCCACGCGGCAGAUUUUCUGUAUAAAAGGGGCUUCCCAACGGCAGGAGGCCAGCACCGUCUACCACUGUCGCAAUGUCUCUCUUCUGGCUCGUCUCCUGCUUCGCCUUCAUCGGCGCCACCUUCGGGUGCGGUGUCCCGGCUAUCAAGCCGGUCAUCACCGGCUACUCCCGUAUCGUCAAUGGCGAGGAUGCAGUGUCGGGCUCCUGGCCCUGGCAAGUGUCCCUGCAGGAUUCCACCACGUGGCACUAUUGCGGUGGCUCCCUCAUCGACCCCUCAUGGGUGGUGACCGCUGCCCACUGCGAGUUCAACCCGUCCAUUGACCGCGUCGUCCUGGGCGAGCACGACAGGAACUCCAACGCCGAGAACAUCCAGUCUCUUGUCGUCUCUAAGGCCAUCACUCACCAGCAGUGGGACUCCUACAACAUCAACAACGACAUCAUGUUGCUGAAGCUGGCUCAGCCCGCUCAGAUCGUGGACCGUGUCUCUCCCGUCUGCCUGCCUGCCGCCUCGGAUGUCUUUGCUGAUAACAUGAUGUGUGUCACCUCCGGCUGGGGCAAGGUCCGCUCUUCCGCCUUCAACACGCCUCCCAUCCUGCAGCAGACCGCUCUGCCCAUUGUGCCUACCGCCACCUGCCAGCAGAAGUGGGGCACCGUGAACGUCAUCACCAGCGUCAUGAUCUGCGCUGGUGGUGCUGGAGCUAGCUCCUGCAUGGGUGACUCCGGCGGCCCCCUGGUGUGCGAGAAGAACGGCGUGUGGAACCUCGUGGGGAUCGUGUCGUGGGGCAGCAGCUCGUGCUCCACCAGCAUGCCGGCCGUGUACGCGCGCGUCACCGCCCUGCGCAGCUGGAUUGACCAGACCAUGGCUGCCAACUAGACACACUGAUGGGCAACGAUUCAGUAAUUGCUUUCAAUUGGUCGCAUUGGAUUCGUGAUUGUGAACACCUUGGAUUAUAUAUGAUUCAAUUGCUUGUGUUGAUGAUAUGUUGUAUCGUUAAUAAUAAAGUUGCUGACCAAUGAUUUUUCUCCAUAAUCUUUGGUUCUUUUGGUAAAGUCAGGUAGGUAGAAAAAUGAAUCACGACGUUUUGUUUGCAACACAAGCAAUCGUCAUCAGGUGGAAAGUUAUAGCAGUAGAACUGUUGAACAGGAAAGGGCUUCUGCAACAAUAGGUUAUAUAUAGGUUUGAGGAGGGUGUCACUCAAGGGUAAGUAGGCGGGGUCAGAGAUAGAAAGGAGUCCCGUCGCCGCAUGCACGCACAACAGCUGCAUUAAAGGGAGAGUUUGGCAUGCCAAUGUAAACGAGUAUAAUGGGAAAUGAGCCCCGUCAUCGCACACGAGCACCGUCGCCGCACUCACACACAGCAGCUGUGUUAAUGAGGGAGUUUGGCAUGUCAAUGUAAAUAUUUUAAUGGGAGAUAGCAUGUCUGUGUCAGAGGACCGGGCAUAGCGCCACCUCAUGGGCAACACAAGCUGCGGCAUUGGCUGCUGCACAGUGAGAGGCCAGCGCAUCAACGCAAGAGAACCACCGUAACGGCGGCCGUGCCAGUGAGACAUACAGCCUAUUAAACAGCGAGAGCUACCGUUACAUCCUGGUGGUUAUGUUAGUGAGACCUUAGUCUGUUACUGUAAAGACAUUUAAAAAGGUAAUGUAAUUCAGAUAAUCGGAAAUAACUGCUAAACGGCAUGAAGGAUUGAAACAUCACAGCAAGUUAUGAGUUUACCUGGUUAACAACAUCCUUCCAAUGUAAAGUUUUAAGGUUAGAUCGCGUUAUUUAUAAAUGUGCCAUAACC
Molecule: messenger RNA, 2071 nt
Organism: Petromyzon marinus (sea lamprey)
Lineage: Eukaryota; Metazoa; Chordata; Hyperoartia; Petromyzontiformes; Petromyzontidae
Product: chymotrypsinogen B-like
Biological process (GO): proteolysis
Molecular function (GO): serine-type endopeptidase activity
Source: RefSeq, a predicted model, not a curated record